GAGGCCGGAGCGCUGAUUGGCUGCUCGCUAGGGCGUGUCGCUCUGCUGCUGACGUCACGCCACGUCUGAGGUUUCCCCCAUACAGAGCGGAGAGAGGCACCUGGGCCCGAGGAGACGACAAGUACCGGGAGCAGCAGCCAUGAUCCCAGACGAGACCCCCUUGUUUGACCCCCAAUUGCUGGAAGAGAUUGACUGGAGUCAGAAUACUGUGUCGUUCAGCCCCCCUAUCUCUCCGGAGCGCCCCGGUGAAGGGCUCGUCCUGAGACCCCUGUGUACUGCGGAUAUAAACAGAGGUUUUUACAAAGUACUCGGUCAACUAACUAAGGUUGGAGAUGUCACUGCAGAGGAUUUUAUCAAAAAAUUUGAAGACAUGAAGAAGACGGAGGAUUACUUUGUGACAGUGGUGGAAGAUCUGAACCUGGGUCAGAUUGUCGCCACCGCCACGUUAAUCGUAGAGCAUAAAUUUAUACACGGCUGCGCCAAGAGAGGUCGGAUAGAAGAAGUUGUCGUCAGUGACGAAUGUCGGGGGAAACAGCUUGGAAAACUGUUGUUGUCCGUACUCACUCUCCUAAGUAAAAAGCUUGACUGUUACAAAGUAACCCUGGAGUGUAAACCCAAGAACGUGGCAUUUUAUGAGAAGUUUGGUUACACGGCCUCAGACGAAACCUACAUGCAGUGCCGAUUCUUCGAUUAAUGAAGAGGGAAGGAAAAAAAAAAAGGACUAUAAACUUGCCAAAGUGACAAAUGGAGGAAAAUGUAAUUCCGGGAAAGCGGGUCCUGUAACAAAUCUGUAAAUAAUGCGAUUUACUUUUACACUCACAAUUGUUUCCAAAUGGACUUUACUACCAUGAACUAUGACGGAAGAUUUUAUUUUAUUUAGGAAAAACAAACAAAAAAAAUAAAUAUAUAUAUAUUAGUUAGGAUAUGUAAAACAUCAGAGCCAGUGCACAGGUAAAACCAGGAAAAGGAGAGUAGAAAAUGGGGGUACGGGACGAGCGCU
Hyla sarda is the source of this 1000-nucleotide messenger RNA. RefSeq names its product glucosamine-phosphate N-acetyltransferase 1 (gene GNPNAT1). The coding region runs from base 140 to 694 and encodes 184 amino acids. Gene Ontology annotation, molecular function: monosaccharide binding; glucosamine 6-phosphate N-acetyltransferase activity. The transcript has 6 exons. Gene Ontology annotation, biological process: UDP-N-acetylglucosamine biosynthetic process. The record is from RefSeq and is a predicted model, not a curated record. Gene Ontology annotation, cellular component: endoplasmic reticulum-Golgi intermediate compartment; endoplasmic reticulum; Golgi apparatus. Lineage: Eukaryota; Metazoa; Chordata; Amphibia; Anura; Hylidae.